CUCGCUCCGGGCCUUGUUUUGGGAGUGUAAACAGAGCGCUGAGAGGAGCAGGAGGAGGAGAAACAGCGGAAACUGGUGGAUUUCUGAUCAUGCCAGACUCAUAACCCUGCUGUAAACGCUCUUCUGGAGGCUUUACUGUCGGAAUAAGUCGAGUUAUAGCGUGUUUAAACGCUGGCUUGAGGAAUAAACGGCGUUUUUUGGGGGUUUGUGUGCGUUUGGGAGCAGCCUGAGGAAGCGUUACAGUAGCUGCGGUGAGAAGACUGGAGCAUCCUGCUUCAUCAUGGGGUGUGCUGGUCUCUCCUGUAUAGGGGCUCCAAUGGGGUUCCUGACCUUUGCCCUGUGCUGCAUGCUGGCGCCCUCUCCUGGACAGGCCUUUAUAUUCGCUCACUACAGUAAUAUGACCUCUAUGCUGCUGGAGGAUCUGCCCGCUCUAUUUGGCUCGCCACUGUCUAAGGAUGGAGUGAUGGGUUUACUGGUGGAGUCUCGGCCGCUGAAUGCCUGCGCUCCUAUAGAUCCUCCUCCAGCAUCGCCCACUCCCUCUGAUCCAAACAGCACCACUAAGUACAUCGUACUGAUCCGCCGCUACGACUGCAACUUCGACAUCAAGGUCCUGCAUGCACAACAGGCAGGCUACAGUGCUGCCAUCAUCCACAACAUGUACUCUAACACACUCCUGAACAUGAACUACAGCAAUGAAACCAUUGCAGAUAUGAUUGACAUCCCCUCAGUGUUCACCAGCUACUACGCCUACCAGAUCCUCCGCAGCUUCAUCAUACCUGAGAAAGGGGCGUACGUCAUCCUGAAGCCGGAUUUCUCCUUCCCUCUCACCUACUAUCUGAUCCCCUUCACCGGCGUGGUGGGCCUCAUCUUCAUCGUCAUGGUCAUUAUACUGGCCGUGCGCUGUGUGCAGUACAGGAAGAGGAUGAGGAAGAACAGACUGUCGAAAGAGCAGCUGAAGAAGAUCCCCAUUCACAAGUUCAAUAAAGGUGAUGAGUAUGAUGUGUGCGCUAUCUGUCUGGAUGAAUAUGAGGAGGGGGAUAAGCUGCGAGUGCUGCCCUGUUCACAUGCCUACCACUGCAAGUGCGUGGACCCCUGGCUCACGCAGACCAAGAAAACGUGUCCCGUCUGCAAACAGCGCGUGACCCGCUCCAACCUGGACUACUCUGAGUGCUCCGACUCUGACGAAGAGGCGCCGUCUCACAGGGGCGAGGACGAAGUGGGCGGAGCCUCGGCGGGGGCAGAGUCAGAGCGUACGCCGUUGCUCCGCCCCUCCAACCCCUCGUCGCCUAUGUCCGGGAGCCCGCCGGCCCACACCUACGACUCCAUCGUCGACACCAUGACGACUGUCGCCACAGUGACCACCUCCGCCCAGUGCCUGACGCGGGAUUCGCCGCUGCUGGACUACGAGAGAUAUUACUCGCCCGAGGAGGAUUCUGAAGAAGAUACGGAGGAGGAGGAGGAGGAUGAUAAUGGCGGAGACGGAGACGACGACACGAAGCAGCUUAUCGCCCGCGGAGCCAUCGGUGUGUGAGACGAGGAGGAAGAGGAAGCAUCGCUGUGUAAAGGAUCCUCUAAAUACAAGCGUAUUUAGGAUUGUUUAGGUCAUUUUUAAAAAUGUUAAACGGUCAAUUUUAUUAAUAUCCGAGGCUUUUUUGCAGUAAAAGUGGAAAUUACAGUGACGUACGCCUCGGUUUUCACACCGCUGUCGCUGCACUGACCUGUAAAAUAUAAAAUAACACAAGCACCUGACGAGCGCAGGCCGCAGCCAAUCGGAAACUGUCGUUUUUAUCGUGAAACGCAAAAUGCCCGCUGUUUUCUGUUACCGCCCCAAAAAUUUGAGUAGAACGAAGCCGGUGUUGUAAAAAAAAUAAAAAAGAAAAGGAACACUGUCACGCUGCAGCACUGCACCGUCGUGCAAUACGGACCUGAUGCCAGUUUGUACAUGAGUUUCUGUUAUAGUGGUCUGUUUUUGACGAGACGUGCAAUGACGAAGUGAAGAACUCGCAGAUUAGAUACGAAACGUCUGCUAAGAUUCCCUCUCUUCUGCCUGAUUUCUGUUUUCUGUUUUUACCUGUAUCUCUUUUUUUUUAAAGAUUUAUUUUGUUUAGUGGUUUGGAUUAGAUCAGUUACACACGCUAAUAGGGCAAAUACACUUUCACAAGCACAUGCACUAAUCAUAAUCUAUAGGUUUCGGUUUAUCUAUAUAUCAUUCGUAGGUAUUUAUAGGUAAUUUGGAUGCAAUUUAAUUCAAAUUAAAUAUCUGUAGUUGAUUAUAGUUAACUGGAUUAUCUAUAGGUAAUCUGUAGGUAUCUGUUGGUAAUUGUGGGUUAUCUAUAGAUAAUCUGUAGGUAACUAUAUGUAAUAGGUAUCUGUAGGUAUCUAUAGAUAACAAGGUUAUCUAUAGGUGAUCUGUAGGUAACUAGGUAACAGGGUUGUCUGUAGGUAACUAUAGGUAAUUUGGUUAUCUAUAAAUAAUCUUUAGGUAUCUAUAGGUAGCUGGGUUAUCUAUAGGUAAUCUGUAGGUAAUUAUAGAUAACUGGGUUAUUUGUGGAUAAUCUGUAGGUAUCUAUAAUGAACUGGGUUAACUGUAGGCAAUAUGUAGGUAUCUAUAGGUACCUGGGUAAUCUAUUGGUUAAAUUUAGGUAUCUAUAGGUAACUGGGUUAUCUGUAGGUAAUCAGUAGGCAUCUAUAGGUAACCGGGUUAACUGUAGGCAGUCUGUAGGUAUCUAUGGGUAACAGGGUUGUCUGUAGGUAAUCCAUAGGUAGCUAUAGAUAAUUGAGUUGUAUAUAGGUGAUCUGUAGGUAUCUAUAGGUAACUGGGUUAUCUAUAAGUUCUAUGUAGGCAUCUAUUGAUAACUGGAAUAUCUGUUGGCAAUCUGUUGGAGUGAAUGAUCUAUAGGUAAUCCAUAGACAAGUAACAGCACAUUAUCUAUAGGUGAUCUAUCGCUAUCUAUGGGAAUGUGUGGGGUGGCACUUUUUAUGGUUAUUUUAAGUUUUUUUUUGUAGCUCAGUAAACCCUUAGUUAUUUUUCCACCUCCAGUUUUUUAUUCGAUGAAUAAGCUUUUUAACAGUCUGAUAUGUGCUUCUUAAUGAAAGUGAAAGUGUUUGGCUGAAAUUUACCACUUCAUUUACUGUUAUGUUAAACUGCUCAAACCCACCUAAUUUUAAGUCUAAUUUUAUUAUGAGCAAACAUUUGUAGAGGUCUUUGGAACAAAAAAAUACAUAACUGUAUAAUUUUAUCCAGUCAGAAUAAGUACAAAGUUGAGAUAUUGCAUAUGAAUGGGUUAGAGAACCACUUUUAUAAAAUGUACAGUAUGAAGAACCACAAUGACAUGUAAAGAAUCUACAUCAAGAUCGCUUCUAGAAGCAAAGAACUGUUAAGAAAGCUUUUAAGGAAUUUUUAGAAUGAACUUUAAUGAAUUUGUGCCUGAAUUUGGAAAUAUUAUUUAUCCUCCACAGUCUCCGCCCUGUAUAAGAUGAGCGUACAGCGUUUAUUAUUAGCGUAUUUGUAAUGUAAAUUGAUGUAAAUCUGCAAUCUCAUAUCUUUGUAUAGCUUGUAGUGUGAGCUAGGGGUUUAUUUCCUGUCUGAAUGUAAUCUGAAGCACACCUGAGUAACACUACGAUCCGCAGGUUUACAGCCACGCCCCCUGAGCACAGGGCCGGGACCAAUAACGUCUGAUUUAUUUCACUUCUGUUGUUUCUUUUUUUGCAUUGCUGUUGUUUUCUAAUAUGUUAGAGCUGUGUCUGUAAUCUCAUUCCUGAUGUAUCACUCUGACCAUUUCUCUACUGUUGUACCAUCUCUGCAUUCGUGCCAUAAAGAGAAUUUUACCUAACGAGA
Molecule: messenger RNA, 3838 nt
Organism: Astyanax mexicanus (Mexican tetra)
Lineage: Eukaryota; Metazoa; Chordata; Actinopteri; Characiformes; Acestrorhamphidae
Gene: rnf167
Product: ring finger protein 167
Exons: 10
Coding region: 281-1531 (416 amino acids)
Biological process (GO): positive regulation of DNA-templated transcription; protein ubiquitination; ubiquitin-dependent protein catabolic process
Cellular component (GO): nucleoplasm; cytoplasm
Molecular function (GO): ubiquitin protein ligase activity
Source: RefSeq, a predicted model, not a curated record